Messenger RNA from Halichondria panicea, 2756 nucleotides. RefSeq lists its product as uncharacterized. The coding region runs from base 707 to 2704 and encodes 665 amino acids. The record is from RefSeq and is a predicted model, not a curated record. NCBI's taxonomy places the organism in Eukaryota, Metazoa, Porifera, Demospongiae, Suberitida, Halichondriidae. The transcript is spliced from 6 exons.
CAUCACAAUGACGUAAUCAUUGUUCAAACGGCUCUAGAGUAAUAUACUGAACACACAUAUACUAACUGUGUACUUAUCACUCGGCCAGUGUCAUUGCCAUAGCUACCAUACAUACUAUUUGUUGUGUUCACUAGAUUAUAACCCUAAUUAUGAUAAUUAUUAUAAAUAGCACAGCAUUUUGAAUUUUCGUGAAAGUUCUAAAAAUAUCUUGUUGAAUCAUUUUCGCGCUAUUUGGUCAAUGACGUUGCGCCCGCUUCCAUUACAUGUAGCUAAGUAUUUCGUGGACCUAAUUUUUGUGGAGGAUUGCUAAAACAGUAAAAAAUUAAGCUUAAAAUGUUGCACUUAGUCUUAUCCAAAUAGCUUCUUGUAUAUAUCUAUGGUACUAGAUCUGACAACCUGGCGGUCGAUGGUGGUCAAGUCAGGUCCUGCAUGCAUGGGAACUAUGUACUGGAAGAUGAACCUAAUGAAAAACUAUCUCCUGCACCCAUAGAUGCUGAGUUCCGUAGCCUUGCCCCAGAGUCUGGGGGGUCGGUGGAGUGGGUGGAGCAUCUGAUAACAUUCCUGUUGGAAAGUUGCCUUUCAGUUGGUAUAAUUAUAUAUAUAUACCGUUGUACAUUGGACUCUUCCUAAGCUGCACUCCAAUCUUAUUCCGAGAAGCUAUACUCUCAAAACACAAGCAAGCCUUCAGUAUAAUUAUGACUUGAACAUGGGUGCCUGUCUGUUAGCCUACUGUAAGAGUGCUGCUGUUAUUUUAGGAUCAUCCAAAAAAUGCCUUAUCGAUGGUGGCCGAGGACAAAAAUUAACAAAGAAUAAAGAGACACCACUUUCCAACUUGACAACAGCUCUAGCAAAUAAUAACUGCAUAGAAAAGCCACCGUCAAUAUCUUCUGGAGAAAAAGCAUGGAGAGAUCGUACCUAUCGACAGAUAACACUUGAUUCGAUUGUCAAUACUCAUCCCGAUGCCGACCAUCAUGGAGGAAUUAAUGCACUUUUAGGUACUGGAAGCAAAGAAAUUAAGUCGGGUGAAAAGUUCACUGUCUGCUGUCCCAUCAUAACCACUUCAGCCACAAGUUUGUAUGUGGAAGUUCCAGACGAAAAAAACGAACACAAAAAUGGAGCAAAAUACAGCAGUGCAGAAAGCGAUUGCCUUCAAUUCUGGUUUCAGCAGAAUGCACCUGGACAAAUACACACUCGCUUAGAAAAUCUGCCUCAAAAAUCAACUGUAGAAAUUCAUAAAAAUCCCAGUUUUCAAGGGGAUAAUAAUGCAACAAGUAUUGUGACAACUGUGAAACUACUAGAGAGCAAAUAUGAUUACGAUGUGGUGUUGACUGGCGACUCAUACGGUGGGAUCAUCCUUGAUACACUCGGACUAAAACCUAAUCAAAGUCUUCCACGUAGGCAAACUUCAAGCCAACAAAUAUUCGAACCAAAAGAAAAUCCAGUAACAAAAACUAUCAGACCAAAGCCAGAUUUAAGCCAAAUAGAUUUUUCUGAUGAGGAGCCGAAUCCAAGUCGAAAACAAAACCCAAACCGGGUACUGAAGCCAGAUUCGAGUGAAGAAACCAAGCGUAAGACUGUUGGUAUUUUCCAAGUGCCUCACCAUGGAAGCAGGGAGAAUAGUACCAUGGCAUCAACAAAAGGACGAGGCUCUAACAUGAUAUGCUGUAUGGAAUUCUAUAUGCAAUUUGAUGCUGACGUUUACUUAAUCAGUCAUGGCAUCCACCUACGCUACAAACAUCCGCAUAGUGAAGUUAUCACAGGCAUUCUCUCUGCUGCUGUCCAGAAGAAAAAACGUUGUAAGAUAGUAGUCACUGCAACACAGUUUGAAGAAUCUAAAAUUGAUGACAUGAACAUUAGCAACUGGAGGGACUAUGUUGAUAUUUUCUACUUCAAGCAAGGCACUCCCUACGUCACCCUGGAUCCUAAUGAUGAGAAACUGCCUGAGGGCUUACAGCUGUACACUAGAGAAGAGGAACGUGACAAGCGUGAACACUCUAUGUCUGUUAACUCACCAGUACCAAACAAAGCUGAGGAAACACCAAUCAAAGAAGACAGUACGUCAAGAAGCAAACGUAUGUAUCCGAAAACCUUACGCUGGAACCCAGUACCAGAUGAGAGGUUCACCCUUUCAGAAUCACUUCAAACUAUUGUACAACAGGGAAGUAAGGAUAGAGUUGCUUCAACUUGUGAAGACCGAGGUCGUACAAAUCCUGCGACUCCAGCCGGAGAGGUUGGCAUUGAGUCACAUGAACUUGACUGUACAGUGUGUGGAGAACAAACUGAACCCACUUGCGUAAUCAUGUGCAAGCAAUGCAAUUCCCGUGCCCAUGCCAAUAAAGUGUGUACCCGUUACGCUAGGGCAUCUAAGAACUACCUCUGUGCAAAGUGCCGAACAUGUACUGUUUGUAAUGAGUUAACCAAUGAAUCUGGAACGUUCACAGCUGUAUGUAAACUAUGCGGAUCUCGAGCUCAUGCUAAUGCAGAGACAAACUGCACCCGCUAUAACAAGGCGACCCAAGAGUCUAAAAACUAUAUUUGCAUCAAGUGCCGAACAUGUAUAAUUUGCAACAAUGUAACAGAUAAAUUUGGAACUGAAGUCAUCAAAUGCAGUGUGUGUGGAGCUUGUGCUCACGUUAACUGUGUAUGCCACAAGUGUAAUCAAGAUACCCAAUCAAGCAAACAGUUGUGCUGUCAAUUUUUGUAACUUCGUUAUUCAGUUUGUGUGUAUAUGCAUGUAUACAAGCACGUUGUGGCUC